UAUAAGUGUCAAUCUGGAUCCGCUCUGUUAACAAAAACAAGUAUAUAAGCGCGCACCCAUUCGCUAAUGAGGUGCUGAGUGCACCGUAUGUGAACCGCGAUGGUCGCCUUCAGAGACGCAGUGCAGGUGGCUGCAGUUCUCGCUUUUAUCUUGACACAAUGCACUUCAGGGGAGGAGGCGACGGCGAGGCAGAAGCGUGGCGGUUUGGCGAUGCUUAGCUUCGGGCAGAAGCAGCAGGUCGUCCAGGAGACGGAAACGGUGACGACAACGACGACGACGAAGGUGGUGCGGCGGAACGACGUCUUCGGGUACAACGAGCGGAUGAGCAAGCCGCCGCCGCCGGUCUCAGUGUGUCGCCGCUACGGCUACGACUCCGAGGGCCUCUACUCCAUCAAGGCCUUCACGAAGCUCCUGGAGAGCCUGAAUAAGGCCCAGUGCGACAUCGUCCAGGAGAUCAUCUACCCGGCCGACAACAGCCUGAGCCUCCGGGACGACGACACCGCCGACUACAUCGUCGUCGGCCUCGGGGUCGCCGGCUCCGUCAUCGCCAGUCGCCUCUCCGAGAUCCCCUCCAACUCCGUCAUCGGUCUCGAGGCUGGUGGCAAUCCCAGCUUGAUCACCGAGUUCCCCAGGCUAUGGACAGAGGCCGCAGACACGGAAUACGAAUGGAACUACCGCUUGAGGGCGGACAACUACAGCUGCCUAUCAUCCGAGUACCAGCGCGGGAAGCUGUACAAAGGCCGCGGUCUGGGCGGCACUUCCGCGAUCGACCUGAUGAUCUACGACCGUUGCAUGACAUCCGACUACGAGAAAUUCAACGAAAUCGGUCUCCCGGACUGGGGCUACGAAGCCUGCCUGAAAUACUACAUGAAAUCGGAGGACGCCAGGUGCGAGGAGAUCUUCACCAAGGUGACGACCAUCCGGGCGUCGCACAACUCCGGAGGCCUCCUCACCGUCGACUCCUUCUACAACAGCCAGACCGUCUCCAUCCGCAAGUCGUUCGGCCAGUGCAUCUCCGAGCUCGGGAUGACGAGCAAGGACGUCUUCACCGAGAUCGACCACGACGGGUUCGCCCCCUCGUUGGCGCUCAUCAAGGACGGUCUCCGUGUCAACGUGGCCAGGGCCUUCCUGAGCCCGCGGGAGGUGCGGCGCCGACCCAACUUGAAAGUCUGCAAGUUCUCCUACGUGACGAGGCUUCUCCUCGACGAUGCCAACACCAAAGUCAUCGGCGUCGAGUUCCGGAAUAGGCUCGGCGACCUGGUCAAGUUGUACUGCAACAAGGAGGUGAUCCUGACGGCCGGCGCUAUCGAGUCCCCGCACGUCUUGCAGAACUCCGGCAUCGGCGACCCGGUCGACUUGGCGCGCGUCGGCACCAUCCUCCGCAAAGAGCGUCCCGGCGUCGGGAAGAACCUCCAGAUGCACCCGCUCUUCCCGGGCGCCAUCAUGACGUUCAAGACGCCGCCGAUCGCCCAGUGGCCGGUCGGGGACAUGCUCUACGAGCUCAUCGCCCACCGCAAGGGCCCCAUCACCAACAUCGGACUCACCAGCUACACCGGCUUCGUCAAGACCAACACGAGCGACGUCCCGAACCUCCAGAUCAUCCCGUACUACUUCUCCAAGGAGGACUCUCUCUUCCUCAACGGGCAGCUCGCCGUCUUCGGCUACGACGAGGCCACCCGCAAGAAGAUCCGCGAGAUCAACCGCGAGAGCUCCAUCGCCAUGUUCGGCGUGUCGCUCUUGUACCCCAAGUCCGUGGGCUCCGUCUACCCGGAAACGAGCAACCCCUACGACCACCCGGUCAUCGACGCUAAGCUCUUGAGCGACCCGGAGGACAUCUACUCCGUCUUGGGAGGAAUCGACUGGGUCCGAGGCCUGGAGGAUUCCCCCGUGUUCCAGAAAUUCGGCGCCAAGUUCCUACCGCUGUAUGUCGACAACUGUCUCUACCCUAUCGGCUCUAGGGAGUACUGGAUGGAGGCUGUCAGACACCUGACAGUUCCGCGGAAGCACCCUGUCGGCACGUGUAAGAUGGGUCUGCCCGACGAUCCGCUGGCAGUCGUCGAUCCUGAUUUCCGGUUCAUCGGACUCGAUAACCUCCGCAUUGGUGACUCCUCCAUCUUGCCCAGGAUAUUCUCGUCCGACUCCAGCGCUGUUACCGUCAUGAUCGCUGAGAAAUGCGCUGAUAGAAUCAUGAGUCAAAUUUGAAAGCUUGCCUGAUAUGCUUAUGGAGUUUUAAAAUGUAUUGCCUGUUAGCAUGGACCCUCUCUCAGUUUCUGUUUAUCCUCUUUUUUAUUUGAGCGCACGCCUGAGUUCCCCAUUUUGUAUGAGUUGUUUCCCAGGACGUUUCGAAGAGAUACCUCCGCACCAGACAUUGCACUCGGUGUCUACCUGUUGAAAGCUUAUUUAAAAUUCUGUCUCAUUUUUACAUCACGGUAUAUCUAUAAAAAUUUGUCAUAUUUCGAUUGAAGAAUAAAACCAACAUCUUGUCCCAAUAAAUUUCUUGUUCUGAUAACA
Messenger RNA from Bemisia tabaci, 2511 nucleotides. Its product is annotated as glucose dehydrogenase [FAD, quinone]. NCBI's taxonomy places the organism in Eukaryota, Metazoa, Arthropoda, Insecta, Hemiptera, Aleyrodidae. The record is from RefSeq and is a predicted model, not a curated record. Gene Ontology annotation, molecular function: flavin adenine dinucleotide binding; oxidoreductase activity, acting on CH-OH group of donors.